GCGUGGGUGAUAUGAUUUCUAAAGUUGUGACAGAUAUUAUAGAAAUCAGCUGAAGUUUAAAAUGUCAAAUAUUUAAAAUGAAAAAUAUCAACCCGUUUAUAAUAUUUUCUUUAUUAUUAGCUUUCGCUUAUAUUUUAGGCCUAUUAAAAUUUUUAACCGAAUAUGAAGAAGAUAAGUGUGAAAUGACUUAUAUGUUCGAAUAUCCUCAAUAUGUCAAAAUUUCAAAUAAAGCCGAUAGUGAAUUUAAAAAAUAUGGUUUGUAUGCCUAUAGCGAAGGUCGGCUUACGGAAAAAGCACGUAAUAUGUACUUUGAUGGUAUUCCCGUGCUUUUUAUACCGGGAAAUGCAGGAUCUCAUAAACAAGUUAGGUCUUUAUCUUCUAUUGCUUUAAGAAAAUGGUUAAAUUCAAAAACUUCUUUCCAUUUUGAUUAUUUCACUGUGGAUUUGAAUGAAGAAUAUAGUGGUUUGUAUGGUCCUUUACUUUUUGAUCAAUUACAAUAUAUAAAAGCUUCGUUACUUCGAAUUUUGGAAUUAUAUGGAAACCAACAACAUCCACCUGAAACAGUUGUUGUAAUUGGACAUUCUAUGGGUGGAAUUAUUGCUAUGAGGUUAAUAUCCGAAUUACAACAUUCAGGAUUGAUACCAAUUCUUAUAACUUUAGCUUCCCCUUUAAAUAGACCUCUACUGAAUUUGGAUUUUCAUAUGAAUCAAUUUUAUGACGACGCAUUUGAGAAUUUGGAAAAUACGACUGUAAUUAGUGUCUCUGGAGGAUAUCUAGAUCUAAUAGUCAAUCCGUUUAUGACUCAAAAGAAAAAUGAUGGAAUUUUGCAAUUAACUACUACAAAUAUUCCGAUAUCUUGGACUGGAAGUAACCACGUUCAAAUUUUAUGGUGCAAACAGGUAGUUAUGGCUCUAAAUAGGGCUCUAUUUGAUAGUGUUGAUAGAGAAACUCAUCAAAUAUCGAAGAAUGUUACUUUUAGAAAUAUGGUCUUCAAACAUCAUCUUGUUCAGCAUAGCGGUACUAAAAUUAGAAACCGAGAAAACUAUUCAAAGUUGGUUCAGAUGAAUCCGAAAGGACGUUGGAUGGAAAGCAUAAGAAGAGGAUACAGUCUAGAACAUUCUAACGGUGUCGGUGAACCGUAUUCCUACAUGAUAGCGUUAUCUGAUGUCACCGGUUACGAAAUAUUGAACAUUUUGGCCGUUAAUUCGGAAGUUACCGAUUGGGUGUUUGUUUGCAACGCGUAUUUUUUCAAAGAAUCCAGUCGUAUAUGCAAAGAAGGGUUUCAUUUGAGUCAUUUAUCCGAAAUAGCCCCGUCAACUAAAUUAAAAAGAAGAUUUUUUCGUAUAAAUAUGUCGAAAUUGAAGAAAUACCGUAAAGAUUUAACUCAUAUUGUUUUUAAAGCUCUACCUACCGAUGAACCGGUAUACUAUCAUGUGGAUAUUCACAGUUCGGAUCAAAGAUCCAUCACCGUUAAUCUACCCAAUUGGUUUUCGUUAACCAAUCGAGUUAUAUUAGAAAGGACUGCGGAGAAAGCGAUUUAUUACGAAUUGUCUUUACCGCAUCUUAGUAAAAUUAUGCAGUUUUAUAAAUUAAUCGUGGAACCGUUGGAAUGUUCUAAAAGUGAACAUCACGCAUCUGUCACUUUGACAGUUCCGUGGAGUAACGAAAAUUACAAUAGUUUCAUUACAAAUACCAUGAAAAAACCGGUUAACAUCAGGCUUCAUAGCUCGAAACCUAGUGUAGAAAAUCAAACAGCAGUAAUAAAAUUAAUUUUGGAUCCAUCCUGUACUUAUAAAAUAAGUAUACAGUCUUCUCCGUUAGGUGUAUUAGGACAACUAGCUAGGACACAUUCACCUUUAUUGAUAUCCCAAAUAGCCGCCGUAUCACUGAUAACCCUUAGAUAUCAAUUAAUAAAUUUAGAGAAAGGACAUUGUUCGAUAUUAUUCGUAGCCAUUCAAGAGGGUGCCAAACCUUAUUACGCCAUGUUCGGAUUCGUCAUAUCACUUAUAUUAAGUUCCAGAUAUCUACCAGAUUUUAUACUUAAACCGGACUAUCAAACAUUAGAAAACGACGGCUUAGAUUUCAUAUUGAUGCCUUUGGUAUUAUUCGUUUGCGGUAUCGGACUCUUUUGGAUAUUGGUUGCAGUAUUCAGCGUUUCUCUUAUCGCUAUGGAAUCGACAGUGCACAAAAUAUUUCUAAAGUUACUUGCUCGAACAGUUAGCUUCAAUGUGGUUUGGUCGAACUACUUGAUGAGUUAUUUACACAAAAUACCAGUAAUUGUAGCUCUCACUUUAAUAUCUUUAUCGUUAACCACUUGCGGGGGAUUAGCCCUCUGUUUAGGAACCGUAUUUUACUUCUUAAGGUUAACACAAAUGUCUCAAAAUUUCGUAGAAGAAGUAGUUUGGUACAUAACCAAAAAAUUUAUCAAGAAAUGCAAACGGUACUUCAGUAAGAGUCCAUCUUCAAAAGAAAUUAUGUCAGUUACUACUGAUGAAUCUAAACAAAUGGAAAAUACACAAAAGGAAAUGGAAAAACCACAAAAGGAUCAAGAUUUAACUCCAAAUAAGGAUCUAGUAGAUGAACAAACGGAAACUAACACAACCCUUGGUAUUCAAGUUGGCACUGAAUCGGAAAAAUAUGAAGAUGAAAAUAUUGAGCACGAAACUGUGGAUGGAUCAAUCAAUUCAAAUAACACUGAGGAUGGUAGUGGAGAAAAAAAUAUUGAUCCACUGUUACAAUCAACCGAUACCAAAAUUGUAGAAACUACUAAUGAUAUAUCGGCUGAAGGUGAUGAUGAGAAGAUUGGAGCAGAUCCGAAACCUUUAAAGGAAAAUUCCGAACUUUCCACCGCUUACCACGCGAUUUAUUUCCAUUCGAGUUUGUUCUUUUUGUGGUGUAUAGUGACUGCUAUUAAUCUACCAGCUGUUUUGACAUGGGCACAUAAUUUCAAGUAUAGUUCAGUACUGGAAACUGAUGAUUCCUUUAUACCAGGGCUGGCUCUUAGUAUCUCUGCGCUGAUGUUAUGGCAGUGUGACUUGCCCAGGACUAACAGAAAAUAUACGGAGCAGCUAGAAAAAUUCUUAUUAAUCAUGACGUUAUGUACAUUGGUAUUUUCUACAAUAUCAAUAUACAGAUUGAAUUACAUACUUACUCUAACCAUAAUUGUCGUAACUUUACAUCAAUUACUUGCCCCCGAAACUGAAGUAUUACAAAUCGAAGACGAUUCUGAAGAAAGAACGCGUUUUUCAGAAAUCAAAACCAAAAUUGAAUAAUACUCUCGUAAAUAGAAUUAAAAUGUUAUCAUUUUAACCAUAGAUUUCUUUUUUUGAUUAUUAAUUUUGUUCAAACCUCGUGUUAGGUAAAAAUGAAUUGUUACACAAAUAAAUAGUAUUUUAUUUAGA
Diorhabda carinulata is the source of this 3401-nucleotide messenger RNA. Its product is annotated as GPI inositol-deacylase. The coding region runs from base 78 to 3272 and encodes 1064 amino acids. Gene Ontology annotation, biological process: GPI anchor metabolic process; endoplasmic reticulum to Golgi vesicle-mediated transport. The record is from RefSeq and is a predicted model, not a curated record. NCBI's taxonomy places the organism in Eukaryota, Metazoa, Arthropoda, Insecta, Coleoptera, Chrysomelidae. The transcript is spliced from 15 exons. Gene Ontology annotation, cellular component: endoplasmic reticulum. Gene Ontology annotation, molecular function: phosphatidylinositol deacylase activity.